Molecule: messenger RNA, 1469 nt
Organism: Exophiala viscosa
Lineage: Eukaryota; Fungi; Ascomycota; Eurotiomycetes; Chaetothyriales; Herpotrichiellaceae
Product: P-loop containing nucleoside triphosphate hydrolase protein
Exons: 1
Coding region: 158-1177 (339 amino acids)
Biological process (GO): mitochondrial translation
Cellular component (GO): mitochondrion
Molecular function (GO): GTP binding; GTPase activity
Source: RefSeq, a predicted model, not a curated record
UACGGGAUAUGAACCUGCGUUUCCGAUCACUGUCGAAAAUUAUUCUUUUGGCCUUUGCAAUGACCGUCAGCCUGUUCAGAUGUGAAGGCAAACACUGAAGUGUUGCAGCAAUGGCCGGGCACAGUAAUCACCUCAUUGACCACACUCGCAACACAAGAUGGCCGCAUUCGUGCCUCGACAGGUCUACCCGCACCUGUCCUCCAUACCGCGGUCCUACUUCUUAGGACAUCAUGCAGCCGGUUUGGCGAAGAUGAAAUCCAUGGUCUCACAGAUUGACCUCGUGAUCGAGUGUCGCGACUACCGUACGCCAAUAGUAUCUCGAAACCCACUCUUCGAGGCGAACUUGGGCGAACGACCACGACUGAUCGUGUACACGAAGCAAGAUCUGGGCAGUAACUUCACAGACGCAGACAGAAAAAGAGAAGCCGCCAUCAGAAAAUGGGAUGCUCCUUCGACAUCGUUCUUCGCCGACGUCAAAUCUAAAACCGCAAUCACCCGAGUUCUUGACUUUGCUCGAGCACAUGCCAACGAGUCUACUUCACUGUUCGGUACCAGACUCAUGGUGGUUGGAAUGCCCAAUGUAGGCAAGUCUUCUCUCCUCAACGCUCUCAGAAACGUCAGCUUGGGCAAGAAGAAGGCUGCAAGAACAGGAGACCAGCCUGGAGUCACAAGGAAGAUUGGGACCAGCGUCAAGAUCAUCGAAGGUGAAGAUGGCAGGGAGGGUGUAUAUGUCCUCGAUACACCGGGUGUUUUCGUUCCUUACGUCCCUGAUGCGGAAAGUAUGCUCAAGCUGGCAUUGUGCGGAAAUGUGAAAGACACAGUUAUCCCGCCAACAACCAUUGCCGACUAUCUCCUCUUCCACCUGAACCUGCAUGAUCCGACACUGUACAACAUUUUCUCCGAACCAACGAACGACAUUUUUGUCGUGCUGGAAGGACUGGCACGAAAACAGGGCCGGUUGAAGAAAGGUGGAUUACCCGAAUUCGAUUCUUCGGCAUUACAAUUCGUACAGCGCUGGAGGAGUGGUCAAAUGGGUCGAUUCGUCCUGGACGAUGUAUCAGAAGAAGCCUUGGUGCAACGAGCCGACCUGCUUCAAGUCUAUGGCGGGAGCAUGAAUCAAGCACGUAAAGGCAUGAAGGCAGCAAGAAAAGCGGCCUACCUUGAGAGAGCACAAUGACAUGGUUUUACAAAGUCACUACAAUCUACUCUCUUUGAGCAAUAUACGACGGGCCGUUCCAACUUGAAUGAUUGCUCAAACCUACGUCGUUCGAGGCAUUUGAUACACGAACAAUACGCGGAAGUGUUCAUCACAUCUAUGCCAAGGCGUCCUGCAGAACACUUAUCAUUUCUCGUGUGCCUUCAAACCCUCUUUCCUAUUAUAUUCUCGAGGCAGUCUGGUAGGCGACCGAACAUCUUCAAGGCUUGUCCAUGACGCUCGAAUGAACGAACAGCUUUCAGCAAUGUUCAAC